Messenger RNA from Drosophila rhopaloa, 1955 nucleotides. It is a transcript of the gene Tat, whose product is annotated as tyrosine aminotransferase. The record is from RefSeq and is a predicted model, not a curated record. Gene Ontology annotation, molecular function: L-tyrosine:2-oxoglutarate transaminase activity; pyridoxal phosphate binding. Bases 352 to 1839 code for a protein of 495 amino acids. NCBI's taxonomy places the organism in Eukaryota, Metazoa, Arthropoda, Insecta, Diptera, Drosophilidae. The transcript is spliced from 4 exons. Gene Ontology annotation, biological process: biosynthetic process; aromatic amino acid metabolic process.
AAAGCCCCAAGAGAUCUCCGAAGUAGAUCAGUUUAGUUCAGAAUUCGCAAACGACCCAAGAAAUCCCAAGCCAGAUUUAAUCGGUCCGAUUUUCAUUGACCCCCCAGCCGUCCAACCGUCCAGCCAACUCCGCCGUCAACAGAGAAACCCCCGCAGAUUGCAGAUCUAAUGCUCGUCUGGAACGAUAAACAGGAUACCAACUUCACCUUCAUUUGAGCCCUCUGCUCUGGUAGCCACAAAUCGGACCGGAGACACCGCUGAACCCAAAUAUUUGGAAUUUUCUUUGUUUUUUUUUUUCGGUUUUUGUUUUUUUUUUUUUUUUUUGGAAAAAAAAAGCCCGGCCCGGUGAUAAUGCCCAGCAGUGUUGCCAACGAGAGUCAGUUCCGAUUCCAGAGCAGCCGCAGUAGGGCCAGCUGUCCGAGCCGGACUCCCAGUGAGCCGGACUCGCCGGCGGCCACUCCGAGCUGCGAUGUGGUGGACCAGGCGCUGGCCGAGCUGCAGCUGCAGUCGCAGGAGAUCAGCGAGAAGGACCUCCUGGUAGCGUCCACCAGCAGGCAGGGUCGCUCCGGCUGGCAGAUCAAGGCCUCCCAGCUGUCCAUCAACACGCACAAUCGCAUCCGGAACAUUGUCGAGUCCCUGAAGAUCAAGCCGAAUCCGGAGAAGCCCAUGAUACCGCUGUCCAUUGGUGAUCCCACAACCUUUGGCAACCUGAAGGCCGCCGACGAGACGAUGAAGGCGGUGCUGCACUCGCUGGAGAGCGGCAAGUUCAAUGGGUACGCCCACACCCAGGGUCACGAGGUGGCCCGCCAGGCGGUGGCCAAGUACAGUGCCCACCAGCGACCCGACGGCGAGAUCGACCCGAACGAGGUGGUGCUCUGCAGCGGCUGCUCCUCCGCCUUGGAGUACUGCAUCCUGGCGCUGGCGGAUCGCGGCCAGAACGUGCUGGUGCCGCGACCCGGCUUCUGUUUGUACGGCACCCUGACCGAGGGACUCGACAUUGAGGUGCGCUACUAUGACCUCCUGCCCGAUCAGGAGUGGCGCGCCGAUCUCGUCCAGCUGGAGAGCCUGAUCGACGAGAACACCGCCGCCCUGCUGAUCAACAAUCCGAGCAAUCCCUGCGGCAGCGUCUUCGACGAGGAGCACCUGCUCCAGCUGAUCGACAUCUGCGAACGGCACUAUCUGCCCAUCAUAGCCGACGAGAUCUACGAGCACUUUGUGUUCCCCGGCUCCAAGCACGUGGCCGUGAGCAGCCUGACCAAGGAGGUUCCGGUUCUUUCCUGCGGUGGAUUGACCAAACGCUUCCUGGUUCCCGGAUGGCGAAUGGGUUGGAUCAUCAUCCACGAUCGCAAGCAGCGCUUGGCCAAUUCCAUUGUCGGGCUGAAGAACAUGUGUGGUCGCAUCCUGGGCUCCAACACCAUCAUCCAGGGUGCCUUGCCCGAGAUCUUGACCAAAACACCGCAGUCUUACUUUGACGGUGUAAUCGACGUGCUACACUCUAAUGCCACACUGGCCUACAAAAUGCUGAAGACGGUACGCGGCCUUAACCCCGUGAUGCCCAACGGGGCCAUGUACAUGAUGAUCGGCGUGAGCAUCGAGCGCUUCCCGGCCUUCAAGGACGACACUCACUUCGUCCAGGAGCUGGUCAACGAGCAGAGCGUCUUCUGCCUACCGGGCAGCUGCUUCGAGUAUCCGGGAUACGUGAGGAUCGUGCUGACGGUGCCGGGGCCGAUGAUCGAGGAGGCCUGCUCCAGGAUGGCCGAGUUCUGCGAUCGCCACUUCAAGAAGGACUCGCGCGCCUUCAUCGAGCACGGACUGCUGGACGAGGAUCUCGCCUUUUGAGCCAAGUUCAAUACUUCAGGAGCAAAACAUUUAUUAGACAUUCUAGACUACAAUUUGUAUCAAGUGUACACAAGUAUAUGUAUAAUAUAUAUAUAUAUCCAUCAUUAACUAUCCAA